AUAAUGCACGUUUUGUUUUGAACAGGACUGGCAUGCUGUGUGCUGCUGACGGUCUGAGUUACAUUACAGCGCCGCUGGUUCAGAGUCGGACCUGUCUUUAAUAACCCGGCGACAUUAGUGCUGAAAGUACGCGUGUGCAGUGUGCAGUAUGCAGUAUGCAGUAUGCAGUGCGGUAGAGAGCACUGACAGCGCUGCAGUAAUUGGUGGCAGUGUCCUGGUCAUUACGUGCUGCGGGCCGCGAUAAAAUGGGUCCAAAUCGCUGUGAAAAGUUAUAAAGAUUUAUAAAGAGAGAAAAAUGGACUAUAGACGCAAAAGGAGACUGACGUUCUUCACUAUAGGACUGAUCUUCUUACUGAGCGGCAUUGAGUACGCUGUGAUUUUGCCCACAAUAUGGAGGUAUCUGCAGACGUUAAAUGCAGCACCGUACUUUCUUGGUCUCAGCUUAUCAGCGUUCAGCUUCAGCGGGCUUCUCGCUGGUCCUUUGUUUGGCCUCUGGUCAGAUCGCGCACUCUCCACCAAGAAAAUCAUCCUGUUCGCCAGUGUUUUUGAGAUUGUUGGUAAUUUCAUGUAUUUUAUGGGAUACUCCAAAUGGUUAUUGCUCUGCAGUCGUCUAGUUGCAGGUAUUGGCACUGGUGCUGGAUCAUCUAUCUUCAGCUUCUUGACUAGAAAUACAGCCUCUGAGGACCGUUCGACUGUUUUCGCUGCGGUUAUGGCCUGCCGUCAAGCUGGGCUUCUGAUUGGUCCUGCAUUCAAUAUCUUUCUCAGACUCUGUAACUUCCAGAUCGGACCUUUCACAGUGAACAAAUACACUUCCCCGGGGCUCUUCAUGUGCCUGCUGUGGAUCCUCCUUCAGUUUAUAGUCCUGUUCAUGUACUGGGACUUCACUCCUCAAGACGAAAGGUGUCAGAGGAACGGAGUGGAGCGGGGGGAAGAAGAGGAGGGCGAGGAGGGCAAACCUUUGGUUGGGCCCAAUGAGCUCACUGGCUCAUACGGGACGGUCACCAGCGUCCAGUCCAGGACCUCUUCAGUGGCCAACGGUGAUGUGACUCAUGUUUCCCCUCCGCCUUCACCUCCACCUGAGGACCUCAGCUCCAGUCCCUUCAAGAACUUCAGUGCUAGCAGAGAGUUCCUCAGAGAGGAGGUGGUUGUGCUGUUGGCUGCUCAGUUUAUCACACUGUUUAAUCAGACCGCUCUGGAGACUAUGGUGACUCCUCUGACACAGAAGUUCUUUAACUUCGGCGAGUUGGAGAACAGCAUCAUGUACUGUCUGUGUGGCGUCGAGGUGAUCGCUGGCUUCCUGUUCGUGCGCUGGUUGAGCAAGCGUGUGGCGGAGCGAGUGGUGCUGGCUGUCGGCCUCAUCCUCUGCAAUAUCUCCUGUGUCUGGUGCCUGAUCUUCCUGGCCAAUCCGCAGGGAGGAUUUGCGUGGCAGCUGGCGGAGUUCAUCAUUGGUGUUUUCCUUCAGGUCCUGGGCCUUCCUUUUGUGGCAGUUGCCCAGGUGUCUCUCUUCUCCAAAAUUACAUCAGAGAAGACACAAGGGUUCAGUCAGGGGAUUCGGCGCUCUGUCGGAGGACUGGGCACCAUUCUUGGGCCUCUCUGGGCGGGCGGUCUGACCUUUGACCUGUACGUGAUGCUGGGGCUGAUGAUGGGUCUGCUCGCCCUUCUCACUAUCAUGAUGGUGGUGUCGUAUGAGCGGCUGGUGGAGCCUGUAACUGUAGACAAUCCCACAGGAACUGAGUCUGAAGACUGACACAGGUUUGACGUCAACUAGAUUGUGACACUGUCGGUGAGCUGUUACUGAAUCUUUUGACUCAAUAAAUCUUGAGAACUCAGUCUAGGUUUGACACACUGACAGUUAAUGCAGCUCCAGCUGAAACACAAUCAGUGACCAGUGGAUAACAUCUGGAUUGACUGCAAUACAAAUAAACAGCAGUGAAUGGAGACCACAGGAGAGGGGUAAGACCAACAUAACAAGCAGAAUGACAAAAGCAAACGCGAGGCUGCUGAAUAAAUCAGGUGAAUCUCGGCUCUGUGCAGAGCUUUGAUCAGGGCCAAGACUCUUGUGAUAAAUGGAUGUUUCUACUAUAUUUCCUAUGGAAAUUCCAUUAGAUCAAAUGUUUUAGGAUUUAGAACGAAAGGCCACAUCCCGAGGGAAAAUC
Molecule: messenger RNA, 2156 nt
Organism: Sinocyclocheilus anshuiensis
Lineage: Eukaryota; Metazoa; Chordata; Actinopteri; Cypriniformes; Cyprinidae
Product: major facilitator superfamily domain-containing protein 8-like
Exons: 12
Coding region: 296-1747 (483 amino acids)
Biological process (GO): transmembrane transport
Molecular function (GO): transmembrane transporter activity
Source: RefSeq, a predicted model, not a curated record